AUGGCCAAAAAAGAACAUUAUACAACAACAAUUAUCAAUGGAUUCUAUAAUCAAUUACCUGCUUUCACAGAUGUGUUUGAUGAAGAGUCUUGGUAUUUAUUUGUAAUAUGUUUUGUGAUGUUUACAUUAAUAGUUGUUUUUAUAUUGUCAAAGUUUAUAAAAUUACAACCUGUAGACUGGUAACCAAAAUAAUCAGUGAAAAAAAUUAUAUAAUUAAAUAUAAUUAAUAGAUUUUAUGUAAUCCUGAAAUUGGUAGUGUUAUUUUUGUACUAAUCAAUUUAUAAUUUCUUCAAUUGUUUGCUGCUUAUACACAGAAAAAGAAAAUAACUUUUAAGUAAUACUAUUAUUAUUCUACAUGCAAUAAAUAACAUAACAGUCAUUAA
Molecule: messenger RNA, 383 nt
Organism: Adelges cooleyi (spruce gall adelgid)
Lineage: Eukaryota; Metazoa; Arthropoda; Insecta; Hemiptera; Adelgidae
Exons: 1
Coding region: 1-183 (60 amino acids)
Source: RefSeq, a predicted model, not a curated record